AUGGCUGUGAUUCAAACAGGAACAUUCCGGAUGGUCUCUGAGGAGGAGCAGGCUCUCCGUAAUAAACUUGAGCAUCUUACCACAAAGGAUCAUGGGCCCGUGUUUGGUAAAUGUGAGACACUACCCCUCCACACACAGCAGAAGGCUAAAGAUGAACUGAAUGAGACAGAGGAGAAACGAGUGAUAUGUGUGAAAGAGCUUCAGAAACUUGUCCUUGAUUCUGCUGACACUGGAGAGGAGAUUUGCAAGACUGUGCUUGAAAAGACAAAAGACAAAGAUGAAUCCUUCUUCCUACGAUUUGUUAGAGCAAGAAAGUAUGAUGUGAAAAGGGCAUAUGAACUUGUCAAAGGUUAUGUGCGCUUUCGGGAGCAAUAUCCUGAGCUCUUUGAAAAUCUGACGCCUGAGGCUGUACGUAGCACCAUCGAGGCGGGUUACCCAGGCAUCCUCCCGAAUCGAGACAAGUACGGACGUGUCGUACUGCUCUUUAACAUUGAGAACUGGGAUUACGAGGAAAUCACUUUCGAUGAGAUCCUUCGCGCUUACUGUGUGAUCCUGGAGAAGCUUCUGGAGAAUGAGGAGACGCAGAUUAAUGGAUUUUGUAUCAUUGAAAACUUUAAGGGAUUUACAAUGCAACAAGCAUCUGGCAUCAAAGCCUCAGAGCUCAAGAAAAUGGUAGACAUGCUUCAGGACUCCUUCCCUGCCCGGUUUAAAGCUGUACAUUUCAUCCAUCAGCCUUGGUAUUUCACCACAACCUACAGCAUGGUCAAGCCUUUUUUGAAAAACAAACUUUUGGAGAGGGUUUAUGUCCAUGGUGAGGAACUGGAAGCGUUUUUCAAGGAGAUUGAUGCUGAUAUUCUCCCAGAAGACUUUGGAGGUAAUCGACCCAAAUAUGAUGGCAAAAUGGUGGCUGAGAAAAUCCUUGGUCCGAGUACUGAGUCAGAAGAUACUGCCCUUUAG
Molecule: messenger RNA, 957 nt
Organism: Rhincodon typus (whale shark)
Lineage: Eukaryota; Metazoa; Chordata; Chondrichthyes; Orectolobiformes; Rhincodontidae
Gene: rlbp1b
Product: retinaldehyde binding protein 1b
Exons: 7
Coding region: 1-957 (318 amino acids)
Cellular component (GO): membrane
Molecular function (GO): phosphatidylinositol bisphosphate binding
Source: RefSeq, a predicted model, not a curated record